UGUCAUCAGCCGCGACUUUCAGUUGCACAUGUUAGCAUACAGCUAAAGCUACGCAACGUAUUCCUGACGUUUCUGUUGUAAACAAAGUUUGUAUUGAUUAUCAGUAUUGGUUAAGUUCACACUGCAGCGUAUAUUUGAUGUUUUUUGGUUUUCAGCAGUGAAUGCUGAAAGAUGUGAAUGAAACUUUCAGGCUUUGAGUUGAUAUACAGAAGCCUGUUGUGAUCAGUGAGCCACGGGAUUAUAUUAUUUUUGUUUGAUCAUCAUUAUUAAUGAUUGUGUAAAUCAUGCAGAAGGACUCGAGAGUGAUAAAGACCUCUGCGCCUCCGGUGUCUCAGAUUAACGCGGAAUAUGUCACUCAGCUUUCAAACAAAUACUGGGCUCCUCAUGUCAAGAGCAAACUACCUUUUGAUCCUCAGGUCAUUGAAGACAUUUACCAGAAUGAGAUUCUUAAAUCAAAAUUUGCCAUCAGAAAAAUCAUGCUUCUGGAGUUCAGCCAGUACCUGGAGAACUACCUGUGGCCGAACUACACACCUGAAGCCUCCACUAACGGCUACCUGAUGUCCAUCUGCUGUAUCGUCAAUGAGAAGUUUCGUGAAAAUGUUCCCGCGUGGGAGGUUUUUAAGAAAGCUCCCACACACUUCCCUCACUUCUUCAAGUGUGUGAUGGAGUCGUGUCUGUCAGGCGAGCAGCUCGGCCUGCCGCUGAAGGAGCAAACCGUGCUGCUGCUCUUCCUCGAUCACUGCUUCAACAGUCUGGAAGUGGACUUGAUCCGUGAGCAGGUGCAGAAGCUGGUCUCUAUGCCCAUGUGGAUGUGUCUGCUGCCGACGAGACUGCAGCAGGAACUGAAAAAGGUCCCAAAACUGCAGAAGUUCUGGAACCUCAUUAAAAAGAACUAUGAGAAGAUGGACCCGCAGGAUAUGGAGCAAACUAAGAAGGAGCGCACCUUUCUCGCUUCCCUCAUCAAGAAGUUCCUGGUGGUGCUCAUGUCCAUCCCUGCAGCAGGCUCCGUCUCCAUGGAGAAGGUUCACUACUGUGAGAGAUUCAUUGAGUUCAUGAUUGACCUGGAGGCUCUCCUCCCGACGCGGCGCUGGUUCAACACAGUGUUGGAUGACGCUCAUCUGGUGGUCAACUGCCAGCUGUCUCACCUCACCGACAGGGAGAAAGAGGGUCACCUCUUCUGCCAGCUCCUGGACAUGUUGAAGUUCUACACUGGCUUUGAGAUCAGUGAUCAGACAGGAAAUGCGCUCACACAGAAAGAGAUGACCACACUUCACUACGACAGAAUCACCUCUCUACAGAGAGCAGCGUUUGCUCAUUUCCCUGAGCUCAAUGAUUUUGCCCUGUCUAAUGUGGCCGCCGUGGACACGCGGGAGUCCCUCAACAAACACUUCGGCCAUCUCAGUCCAAAUACCCUCCACCGGGUGUCAGCGUACCUUUGUCUCCUCCCUGAGCUUCCUGAUGGAGAAGAUACAUCCUACGAUAAAGAAUUCCUUCUGGAGCUACUGGUGUCCCGCCAUGAGAGACGAAUCUCCCAGAUAGAACAGCUCAACCAGAUGCCUCUGUACCCCACCGAGAAGAUCAUCUGGGACGAGAACAUCGUUCCCACUGAGUACUAUUCUGGAGAAGGUUGUUUAGCUCUCCCCAAGCUGAACCUGCAGUUUCUAACCCUGCAUGACUAUCUUUUGAGAAACUUCAACCUCUUCCGACUGGAGUCCACCUAUGAAAUCCGGCAGGAUAUCGAGGACAUCGUGUUACGGAUGAAACCAUGGCAGUCGGAGUAUGGAGGAGUGGUGUUUGGAGGAUGGGCUAGAAUGGCACAGACCAUAGCAUCGUUUUCUAUCGUGGAGGUGGCGAAGCCAAACAUUGGAGAGAACUGGCCGGCCCGCGUCCGUGCUGACGUCACCAUUAACCUCAACAUCCGGAAUAACAUCAAAAACGAGUGGGAGGGGCUGAGGAAGCACGACGUUUGCUUUCUGGUCACGGUUCGGCCAAACCUGCUCUUCGGCACACGCUUUGACCGCCGGCAGCCGUUUGUGGAUCAGGCCGGGCUGGUGUACGUGAGAGGCUGUGAGGUGCAGGGCAUGCUGGAUGAUAAGGGCCGCGUCAUAGAGGAAGGUCCUGAUCCAAAGCCCAAAUUAAGAGGUGACACCAGGACAUUCCGGAUAUGGCUCGACCCAAACCAGUACCAGCAGGACAUGACCAACAGCAUCCAGAACGGAACAGAAGACCCCUAUGAGACCUUUAAUAUCAUCAUGAGACGCAAACCCAAAGAGAACAACUUCAAGGCCGUGUUGGAGACCAUUCGUAACCUGAUGAACACAGAGUGUGUGGUGCCCGACUGGCUUCACGACAUCAUUCUGGGUUAUGGAGAUCCUGGUAGUGCCCAUUACUCAAAGAUGCCUAACCAGAUUUCCUCUCUGGACUUCAACGACACCUUCCUGUCCAUCGAGCACCUGAAGUCCUGUUUCCCCAAUCACACGGUGAAGGUGACGGAGGAAGAUCCCGCUCGACAGGUCCCUCCUUUCAGAAUUCAAUUCCCUGCACAGAAUGUGAAGGGUAAAAAGCGUAAAGCAAAUGAGGAGGAGAAGCCAGAUGAGGAAGAUCUCACGCUGGUGGUUGAGCCUCAUGUGAUUCCCAACAGGGGCCCGUAUCCCUACAACCAGCCCAAACGAAACACCAUCCAGUUUACACCAACCCAGAUUGAAGCCAUUCGUGCAGGGAUGCAACCGGGACUUACUAUGGUUGUUGGUCCUCCUGGAACAGGAAAAACAGACGUGGCUGUUCAGAUCAUCUCCAACCUGUACCACAACUUCCCAGAGCAGAGGACGCUUAUCGUCACACACUCGAAUCAGGCUCUGAACCAGCUGUUUGAGAAGAUUAUGGCAUUAGACAUUGAUGAGCGUCACCUUCUGCGUCUGGGACAUGGAGAAGAAGAACUGGAGACUGAGAAAGAUUUCAGCAGGUAUGGAAGAGUGAACUAUGUCCUCUCUCGCCGUCUGGAGCUCCUGCGGGAGGUGGCGCGUCUGCAGGAGAGUCUAGAUGUUCCCGGUGACGUCUCCUACACCUGUGAGACCGCUGGACAUUUCUACCUCUACCAGGUAAUGUCACGCUGGGAGGAAUACAUGAGUAAAGUGAAGCCAAAACCCAGCCGAGAGGUGAAGACGGAGGACGUGGCGUCACACUUCCCCUUCCAUAAGUACUUCUCCAACGCUCCUCAGCCGGUGUUCAAAGGCCAGUCUUAUCAGGAGGACAUGGACAUCGCUGAGGGCUGCUACCGCCACAUCCGCAAGAUCUUCACCCAACUGGAGGAGUUCAGGGCGUUUGAGCUGUUGCGCAGUGGACUGGACCGAUCCAAAUACCUGCUGGUUAAAGAGGCCAAGAUCAUCGCCAUGACCUGCACGCACGCCGCCCUCAAACGCCACGACCUGGUGGAGCUGGGCUUCAAGUAUGAUAAUAUCCUGAUGGAGGAGGCAGCUCAAAUUCUGGAGAUUGAGACCUUCAUCCCACUGCUGCUACAGAAUCCAGAGGACGGCUACAGUCGACUCAAACGCUGGAUUAUGAUUGGUGAUCAUCAUCAGUUGCCUCCUGUCAUUAAGAACAUGGCCUUUCAGAAAUAUUCAAACAUGGAGCAGUCACUUUUUACUCGCUUUGUGCGUCUGGGUGUCCCUACUGUAGACCUGGAUGCCCAGGGCAGAGCACGGGCCAGUCUGUGUAACCUGUAUAACUGGCGCUAUAAGCAGCUGGGGAACCUCCCUCAUGUUCAGCUCCAGCCCGAGUUCCAGGCGCCGAACCCUGGAUUCUCCUACGACUUCCAGCUCGUUAACGUGGAGGACUUCAACGGCGUGGGUGAAUCAGAACCCAACCCAUACUUUUAUCAGAAUCUGGGGGAGGCCGAGUAUGCGGUGGCGCUGUACAUGUACAUGCGUCUGCUGGGAUAUCCUGCUGAACGCAUCAGCAUACUGACCACCUACAACGGCCAGAAGCACCUGAUACGAGACGUCAUCAACCAGAGAUGUGCCGGCAACUCCUUCUUCGGACAGCCCAGUAAAGUGACCACAGUGGACAGGUUCCAGGGUCAACAGAACGAUUACAUCAUCCUCUCGCUGGUCCGCACCAAAGCCGUAGGACAUUUGAGAGAUGUGCGGCGUCUGGUUGUGGCCAUGUCUCGUGCGAGGCUCGGCCUCUACAUAUUUGCUCGAGUGUCUCUUUUCCAGAACUGCUAUGAGCUGACGCCAGCCUUUAGCCAGCUGACCGCCCGACCUCUGCAGCUGCACAUCCGGCCCCAUGAAUACUACAGCUCUACGGAGGAGCGAUCCGCCCAGCCUGAUCAGGUGGUCAAGGACAUGCCGGAGAUGGCUAACCUGGUUUACAACAUGUACAUGCACAUGAUUCAGAGCAUGCAGCAGCACAGACAACAGCAGCUCCUGGAUCCUCCUCGUCAGCUGCUGAAUUCAGAGGAGCCCAUGGAGGCCGAUGAAGAGCGUCCCGAGACUCAAAGUCAGAGUGAAGAGCAGCAGCCAACAGCUGCUGAGAAAGAGGAGGGACAGACGAAGACAGAGGACCGGAAUGAUGAGGAAGAGCAGGAUCAUUCUAAAAUGCCUGAACACCCAGGCAGAGACAGCGACAGCGGCGACAGCGAUGAGGAAGGAGAGGCCUAAAGAACCUCAUUCACCUACAGAUGUUUUUGUUGUUUUUUUUUAGAAUAUUACUUUUUACGAACAUUGAGUGUUGAAUGUUCAUUCAUCUUUUGUAAGAGGACUUUUGUAAUAAAAAUUAAUUAAAAAUGCACUCUUUAAGUCAUGCCUUUUAUUCGUUUAUCUAACACACCAUAUUCUUCCCCUAAAAAUCUUAUUGUUUUGUAUCCCAAUAGCCAGAUUUCCAUUAGAUACUGUCAUUCAAAUGUCAUUUUAAUAUUGUUGAAAUGUUGUAAUAUUUUGAAUUAGAUCCUUUUAUGUUCAUUUUACUUGUAAAGUUUUAGUAAUAUGUAUUUAUUUUUUUACAUAUAGUUUCCAAGGUUUUAG
Onychostoma macrolepis is the source of this 5021-nucleotide messenger RNA. RefSeq names its product aquarius intron-binding spliceosomal factor (gene aqr). The transcript is spliced from 35 exons. The coding region runs from base 285 to 4658 and encodes 1457 amino acids. Gene Ontology annotation, cellular component: catalytic step 2 spliceosome. Gene Ontology annotation, molecular function: mRNA binding; helicase activity. Gene Ontology annotation, biological process: mRNA splicing, via spliceosome. The record is from RefSeq and is a predicted model, not a curated record. NCBI's taxonomy places the organism in Eukaryota, Metazoa, Chordata, Actinopteri, Cypriniformes, Cyprinidae.